Molecule: messenger RNA, 261 nt
Organism: Aspergillus thermomutatus
Lineage: Eukaryota; Fungi; Ascomycota; Eurotiomycetes; Eurotiales; Aspergillaceae
Exons: 1
Coding region: 1-261 (86 amino acids)
Source: RefSeq, a predicted model, not a curated record
AUGAGCUGGAGGCCCACCGCAAGCCCACCAACUCGCACCCUGGCGGUGAAGACCUUGCGUUAUGGAGUCGUCGGACAAUUCUCAACGAUCAAGUACAGUAGUAUUGCUGAUGGCGUCGUCCUGCUCACAGUAAUGAGCUUCACCGGUGCUGAGAUGGACACUCACCGAAAUGGCGGACUCUUCACCGCUCCACGACCACGCCCUCGGUCUGAUAUGUCUCAAGUGGCGGACGAAGAUCGCGCAAUUCCAAAGGAUAACUAG